UCACGCGGUAAUUAAACCAGUUUUCUGGAAUUCCGUUUCCAAUUCCUGCGCUCAGGUUCGCUGGAGGAGUUCUUCGAGCACCUGCAGGUUGGUGUGUGAGUGAAAUAUUUUCACUGGACGGAGUUCAAACUCUGGAGAGAGAGAGAGAGGGAGGGCUGCGGCAUUACGCCAUCCUUCCCUCUGAGAGAAAAAAAGGGGGAUUUAAAGAAGUUUCUUACAAGACUUCCAACAGUUCCGCGGAGUGUUUAUGCGCCUCUCAGCCCGGGCUUUGCGUUCUGCUGUGCCGGGUACAUCUCUCCAGCACUAUGCUCCUCACACAUGACGCGUGGGACAAUAAAGCUGUGCGGGAUUUGUUUCUUCUGCUUGUAGACGUCCGUUACAGUCUCUGCUUUCACCGCCUGGCACGUGUCUCUGGCGAGUUUCAGGCGGGGGCACCAGCUUUUGUGCAUUUCUCGUGAGGAUGACCCACUCGGAUUUACUGCUCUUUGCCGCUUCAGCUUCCUUGUGAUCUCACUGCACUUCGCUACGAUGACAGCCUGGCGGGAGGCGAACGCGCUUUAGGAUGAAAGCUGUGACGCGUCUGUCUCUGCUGCUCAGCUGCUGGACCCUGGUUCACCUGCAUCCCGGCCCCACGGCGCGUGUCCGCGCAGGUCCGCCGGUAAUCAGAGGAGAGGCGACCAGGGCGACCAGCUCAGGGCGCACGGAUCCCGUGCGCUCGCGGCUCCUCGGCGGGGAUGCGCACGAUAAGUCGCACGCUCCCGCUGCCAUUAACGCGCAUUCACGAGCGGGUGGAGGAGGUGGAGGUUCAUCGGGGAGAAGUUUGGGAAAAGUUGCGGCCGCGGCUGCGCGCACCGCGUCCCCGCAGAGAGCCCAUAGCGCGCCGGCUCCGGCGGCGCAGCGGGGGGCCGCGAGCCACAAACAGCCGCUCGUGACGCCGCACGACUACAUGCUCGCGCUGUACUGGUCUCUCUCCAGCGGUGACGUCAACGGCAGCGCGCUGCACGAGGCCGGCCUGGCCAACACCAUCACGAGCUUCGUGGAUAAAGGGCAAGAUGAACGUGGGCCCCAGCUGCGACGGCAGAGGUAUCUUUUCAACAUCAGCUCUCUGGAACGGGAUGGGCUCCUGGGGGCCGAGCUACACAUCCUGAGGAAGCGCCUGCCUGACCCUCGCAGAGUCUUGAUAGGCUACAGAGGAGGAGAAGGAGGAGGAGUCCCGUCACCGCUCCUAAGGCUGCACACCUGCACUUCAGGCAAACAAAAGGCCGUUCUUGUCCAGAUGAAGGCCGUAGAGGAUCUGUUCAGCAGCACAUGGGAAGUGUUUGACGUUUGGAAGGUGUUCAGGGGCUUCAAAACCCAGAAAGGCCAGCAUUCCCAGGAGCUGUGCUUUGAACUGGAAGUGCUGGAGCACGGAGGCGGUCGCCCCAUGGACCUUCGCACUCUGGGAUUCGCUCGACACGGCAGGACCAACAAGGAAAAAGCCUUCUUCUUGGCAUUUGGGAAAAGCAAGAAGCGUGACCUUUUUUACAAAGAGAUCAAAGCGCGGUCCGGCCACGACAACAAAACAGUCUACGAGUACCUGUUCACCCAGCGACGGAUGAGACGGGCACCUGCUGCGAGGGGAGCCAAAAAACCCGUGCAGCAGUCCCUGCCACAGUCCAUAUCCCAGCACCAGACAGUGAAGGCCAGGCUGCGCUGCCACCGGAGACGGCUCCACGUCAACUUCAAGGAGAUGGGCUGGGACGACUGGAUCAUCGCGCCGCUGGAGUACGACGCCUAUCACUGCGACGGCGCCUGCGAUUUUCCCAUCCGCUCACACCUGGAGCCGACCAACCACGCUAUCAUACAAACCCUGAUUAACUCCAUGGACCCGGAGUCAACGCCGCCCACUUGCUGCGUCCCGACACGGCUCAGCCCGAUCAGCAUCCUCUACAUCGACUCGGCCAAUAACGUCGUCUACAAGCAAUACGAGGACAUGGUGGUGGAGUCGUGCGGGUGCAGGUAGCAGACACAGCAAAGACUUUUCAAUAUUAUAUUCAGAGCUAAAACUGGAGUUGGUAUUUCAGGCUCACUGCUAUGCAACGCACAUUACUCCUCACACUCAAGUGGGCUUACAAGAAUGCAUACCAGAGACUAUUUAAGACUAAACAGAUGAAGAUAAACUCACGGAGGUGAUGCUCUGAAACGCCCACUCACUGUGUAAUGCUGAUGUUGGUAGUGAUGAGCAAUAUGCAUCCAGUACAAUCCAAAUAAUGGAAACACGACCCAAUGAAGAGAGACUCGUUUGGACUGUUUCGUACGGACUUUUUCCUUCUUCUUAGAUUUGUAUCAAGUUGCUGAUUGUUGUAAAGAGUUUAAAAUGCUUUGGAAAAAUGAAGUGUUAUACUUAAAAAUGCUCUUUUCCAGCACUUAUCUGAUGAAGUCAUUUGUAUGCCUUAUCCAAGACCUUUUUGUAAAGCAUGUCAAGAAUUUCUGAUGUAUAAAUACGAGCCAGGGAUGAAGUGCUCAUCUGACCUGCUCCAAAUUUGGGAAAGCUGCAUAAACUCGUGUUCAAUAAAAAAAUGUCUAAUUGA
This is a messenger RNA of Haplochromis burtoni (Burton's mouthbrooder), 2570 nucleotides long. It is a transcript of the gene gdf5, whose product is annotated as growth differentiation factor 5. NCBI's taxonomy places the organism in Eukaryota, Metazoa, Chordata, Actinopteri, Cichliformes, Cichlidae. Gene Ontology annotation, cellular component: extracellular region. The transcript has 2 exons. Gene Ontology annotation, biological process: BMP signaling pathway; SMAD protein signal transduction. Gene Ontology annotation, molecular function: cytokine activity; growth factor activity. Bases 563 to 2002 code for a protein of 479 amino acids. The record is from RefSeq and is a predicted model, not a curated record.